AUUGGGAGUUUGGGACCAUUAAAACGAAGAUAAUAUGAAAAAACAAUGAGAAUAUGCAAGGAAUUAAAACAAAAAGUAGAAAUAUCAUUAUGACACAUCCGAAAUAAAAAGUAAAAGCUUAAUUAUGGAACGGAAGGAGUAGUAUAUUUUAUUUUUUCAAUCAAACAAAUACUUUUAGAUAUCUAUUCCAUAAUCUUGUUCAUUUUCGAGUGAGUUUCCUUCUCAUAAAAUAAAGAAACAAAUAAAAUAAAAAAGGUACACCCUACUAAUUAAGAUGUUUUAUCACACACAAAGACACACUUUCUCUCUUCCAACUGACAGCUUCACAUGCCCAUGCAGGUACCUCUAUGACCCCACCCAUAUAAUCAUCCCACAUGGAAGAGAUCAUCUCUCUCCACAGAUUCUUCUUCCUUCAGAUAAAUCCCAUGCAUUAGAUUUCACUAAUUUAAUCCCUUUUUGUUUUUUCAUAACUAAAGAAAUUUCCCAUUUUUAUUUUUCAAUUUAUUUAUCAAAGCCAAUCACCUGCUCUGCACCACAUGGGUAGAGGCAGAGUACUCUGUAUUCCAUAUUCUCUGAAUUAACAAUUCUUCAAUUCUUCAUUUUCUGUCAUUUUCUCUGUCUUUUGGUUGUCAUUUAUUUUUGUGUUCUGCGCAAAUCAAACUCAAACAUUUCUUCUUGGAUCUGCAGUUAUUCUUCCUUAAAGUUUUUAUUUUGAGUUUGAUUUUUCCUUGCAUUCUAAGGGUUUUGAUAGUUCUUCACUUAAUGAGCUAUAAGUCAAAUUUCUGGGCUUUUUUUUAGAUACCCAGUUGAGCUAAUUGAUUUUGCUCAUCUGGGUAUCUCUUAUUUUCCUGUAAUUUGUACUGGGUAGUUAAGUUUCAGGUCAAAAAACCCAGAAAAUUGGUACAGUAAAAGCCUGCAUUUGGUUGUUUUUUACACAAAUUGGUAGGUGGAGACAUUACUACUGGGGUUACUGAAUUCUAGCUUGCUUAAUUUUGAAGAUAGAUUAACUGAUUUGUACUGAUUUUGCUAUUUUGGACUGGAAGGUUGGUAAUGAAGAAGUGAUUUCUAGGGUUUUAAUUUUUGGGUGGUUGGAGGUUGAAAUUCUGGCAUUUUAAUGAUUAAAAUCUGAAUUUAAGAGUGUUAAAUUUGGUUAUUCAGGACAAAUUUCAAGCUUAAUUACUGAGGAGUAAUAGUUUGUCCCCACUCCCAAAUUCUGAGGGUCUGACAUUUCUGUACUCAGAUUAGAGGAGGUGGUGGGGUUUUUGAUUUUGCUGAAUUUGGAGGAAAAUGGCAUAAAACAUUAUCCUAAAGAAUACAGGGAAAAGUAUAUCAAGGAUUGGUUAGGGUAUUUGGAUUGUGUGUGAUUUUGAAGAAGUGGUAGUUGUGUUUUGUAUUUGUUUUUUGGGUGCCAUGGCUGCAAAAUUGUUGCAUUCAUUGGCAGAUGAAAAUCCAGAUUUGCAGAAGCAAAUUGGAUGUAUGACUGGAAUUUUCCAAAUCUUUGACCGCCAACAGCUCAUCUCCGGGAGGCGGCCAAACCCACGGAGGCUCCUUCCUCCUCCUCUUCCUCCAGCAGGCAAUUCUGAAUGUAGCAAUGAAGACCUGGAUGCUGAUUCUAGUAAUGCAUACAAUCGUGAAACACUGGAAAAGAAUCUAAACAAAAAUGCAAAUGAAAAACGAGGAUCCACUGAAUCAUCAAGAGCCUCCUUUUCCUCUUCAUCACGAUCAUCAUCAUUUUCCUCCCUAGAUUGUGGCAGAACAGGACAACCAGAGCCGUCUUCCAUGGAUCGAAUUAUUUUUCCCGAGACUCCUUCAAGAGACCCUGUCAUAAGCCAGACAAGUGCUAGUCCCAGGAUGGGAAGGCUUUCUGUUGAUAUUCGGGAUGUGGUUAAGGAUUCAAUGUACAGAGACUCUCGUGGUCUACCAGUUCAGACCACUGCUAAGGAGGAUAGAUCAGGCUGCAGUUUGAAACAUGGUGAUUCCCCAAGACCUCAGCAGUUGUCAAAAUCAGUGGAUGGAUCAUUAGGAGUUGGGAUGAAGGGGAAUAACAUGACAGCUGACAUUAAGGAAUCUUUAAGAGUUCUUGCUAAACUUCGUGAUGCUAGGUUGAACUAUAAUGAAAAUGAACAACCGAGAUUAUCGCAUGAGUCACAGGAAGAAUCUUUCUUUCCAAUACCAAGAGAUGCUCCUAGAUUUUCUUAUGAUGGGAGAGAGAUAAAUCGCAAGAUUAAAGAUCUUCCAAGGUUUUCUUUGGACAGUAGAGAAAGUUCAGCAAGGAGCUCCAAUACUGAUUCAAAAUUAAGUAGCGACAGCUCUAAUGAAAGAGCUAAAAAUGCACUACAGCCAUUAAAUAAUCAGUCACGUCCCUCUAGUGUGGUAGCUAAACUCAUGGGCCUUGAUUUGUUGCCCGAUUCUAAACGUUCCAAUGAAAGUCAAUUGGGGCCAAUAAAGAUGUUCCUUGAAGACAAUGGUCCCUCUUUAGCACCAUUAAGAGUACCUGAUGUAAGCCGGCCAGUUCGUCUUCCCAAAUCGCCAAGGAGCACAAGGAAGGAGUCAACUUCACCAAGGUGGAAGAAUUCUGAUACAGUCAUGAAACCGAUUCCUACUUCGAAAAUUCCUAUUGAAACAGCACCGUGGAAGAAUCUGGAUGGAAGUCGAGCUUCUCCAAAGCAAGCUUCAAAACAAAUAAAAUCCUCACCGAGCACAUCAAGCACUUCCCCUUCAGUUCUUGGUGAAAUGGAGAAACGGUUGAAAGAUAUUGAGUUCAAACAAUCUGGAAAGGAUCUUCGAGCCCUAAAGCAGAUACUGGAAGCAAUGCAAGUAAAGGGUAUAUUGGAGGCCUCGAAAGAUGAGUAUUCUUUUAAUUUGGGAAACAAGAGGGACCAUGGCAAUAGAAUUGGUUCUGAGACGAAUGCUGGGAGCUCCCAUGACUUCCGCACUAAUAGAGCUACUGCUUCCAAACAAAAGGGAAGUGGCACAUCAAAAGCAUUUGAAUCCCCAAUUGUUAUUAUGAAGCCUGCUAAGCUUGUCCAGAAAUCUAGCAUUCCUGCUUCCUCCAUCAUCCCGAUUGAUGGCUUGUCUUCUCUUCAAAGGCCCCAGAGCAGCGAUGGUGCAUCUCACAGGAAGAAUUCAGUUGGUAGCAAAAUACCCAAGGAUCAGACUAUUAAAGAUAGUCGCAUAAAUCAGGCUGUUACUUCUGAUAAGAAAAUUAAUAAUAGAAACUUGAAAGUGGCUCCAUCUUCAUCAAGAUCAUCACAGAUAGCCAAAGAUAGUACUGCAAAUUCAUCAAAAAAUUCGGGAUCCAUAAGCCCUAGAUUGCAACAGAAGAAGCUGGAGCUUGACAAGAGAUCCCGUCCUCCAACCCCACCUGCCGAUUCAAACAAAUCUAGAAGGCAACCUAGCAGGCAGACAACUGAAUCUAGCUCCCCAGGUGGGAGACGCCGAUUAACCAAGACCAGCAGUGUGCAGCAAAUUGAUGAUCAAUCAAGUGAAAAAUGUAGCGAAUCCAGGAAUUUGUGCUGCCAAGAAGAUAAUGUAUAUGUGCAAUCUGACGCCAAUUUGGAGCCUAGAAUGGAUACAGAAAGCACCAGCACCAAGCAGCCUGUGGAUGUAGCCGUCUUUCAGAGUCCUUCUGGGGAUAAGUGUUGGGUUUCUGAAGAAAUAAAGGAAGACUUAAGCUUAAGGUUGAUAGAAGAGAGCACGAUGGAAUAUCCUGCUUUUGCCCCUGGACAGCCAAGUCCUGUUUCAGUGCUCGACUCUUCUGCAUACAUGGAAGGCUCUCCAUCUCCUGUUAAACAAACUAUAGAUGCCUUCAAAGUUGCUGAAUCAAAUGAUGCUGAGACAGAGUUGUGGAGUACCGUAGAUGAGAUUUCUACUCAGAACACAGUUUUGGAGCUUCCUUCUGAGAUUAGUCGUAAGAAAUUACAGAGCAUUGACAACUUGGUUCAGAAGCUCAGACGAUUGAACUCAACUCAUGAUGAAGCCCAGACAGAUUACAUUGCCUCACUGUGUGAGAACACUAAUCCAGACCACAGAUACAUAUCUGAGAUACUCUUGGCUUCAGGUCUCCUACUCAGAGAACUUAGUUCGGGUUUCACAGCCUUCCAACUCCACCCAUCUGGCCAUCCUAUCAACCCAGAACUGUUUUAUGUUUUAGAGCAGACAAAAGCAAGCAGUUUGCUUGCCAAAGGAGGGAAUGUUGAUGAGGUUUCUCUCAGCAAAACCAAGCCUGAAAAAUUUCACCGCAAACUCAUAUUUGAUGCUGUGAAUGAAAUUCUCACCGGAAAGUUGGCCAUUAUGGGCCAACCUAGUGAGCCUUGGUUGAAGCCUGCAAAACUUGCUAAGAAGACCCUUAAUGCUCAGAAGCUUCUGAGAGAGUUGUGCUCCGAGAUAGAAUUGCUUCAAGUUAAAAAGCAGGAUCUCAGUUUAGAGGAGGAGGAGGAUGGGUUGAAAUGCAUCUUGUGGGAGGAUGUUAUGCAUAGAUCAGAUAGUUGGACGGAUUUCCGAGGUGAAUUUUCCAAUGUUGUCCUCGAUAUAGAGCGAUCCAUAUUCAAAGACUUGGUAAAUGAGAUCGUUAUUGGUGAGUCAGCUUGCCAUCGACGUAAGCCUAAUAGGCGAUGCAGGCAACUUUUUUCCUAGUAACAACCCUUUUUUUUUUUUUUUUUACUUUUCGUCUUACCCCUGAAUGUUUACCUUACCCUUUUGAUGCUUCUAUCAUCAUGAUUAAUUUUUUUUAUUUUUUUAUUUUAUGUAUAAGGCGUAAACUAAGAAAGCCACGGAUAGGAACUAAAAUACUUGUUUCAUUAACACCUCAUGUUCUUCAGCGGAUUGUAUAGAGUAUCUAAUGUUAAUAAAUUAUAUUACAGCACAAAGUUUCUUCA
This is a messenger RNA of Chenopodium quinoa (quinoa), 4877 nucleotides long. RefSeq names its product protein LONGIFOLIA 1-like. The coding region runs from base 1411 to 4635 and encodes 1074 amino acids. The transcript is spliced from 5 exons. Gene Ontology annotation, biological process: regulation of monopolar cell growth. The record is from RefSeq and is a predicted model, not a curated record. Lineage: Eukaryota; Viridiplantae; Streptophyta; Magnoliopsida; Caryophyllales; Amaranthaceae.